Molecule: messenger RNA, 873 nt
Organism: Centruroides sculpturatus (bark scorpion)
Lineage: Eukaryota; Metazoa; Arthropoda; Arachnida; Scorpiones; Buthidae
Product: spermatogenesis-defective protein 39 homolog
Exons: 12
Coding region: 1-873 (290 amino acids)
Biological process (GO): intracellular protein transport; vacuolar transport
Cellular component (GO): cytoplasm
Source: RefSeq, a predicted model, not a curated record
AUGAAUUCCAUAUGUGAUAAUGGCUUUGUUGUUGUAAAUGACUUAAACAAAUAUUCUGGCAUACAAGAAUCUGGGGCAUUUGAAGAUAUAGAUUUUCAAGGUUUUGAUGAAUUAGCUGGAAAAAAAUCAUUUACGUCAGAUGUAGAGAAUACAAGUUUAACAAUAACAGAAACAGCAUCAGCUGUAAUUCAAAAGCAGUUGGGCUCCUUGAUACUUGAACUGAAAACACCUGAAGAAAAAGAUAUCUGUAGUUAUUCUCCUGGUGAAACAGCUAAAAACUUGUUUAUUGGUCAGCCAUAUUUUUUUGAACAAUUUAAGUCUUAUGAUAAAAAAAUUAUUCUGCUCGAUUCUGCGAUAAAACUUCAUGAUGGUAAUGGAAUUACUGCUGCUAUUUUGUUUUUAGAAAAAACAUUAAAGCCCUCACUCUUCUAUCAAAUACUUAAGGAUAGGCCUGUUGCUGUGUCUCAUUAUUUGACUUAUUUGAAAAUGCUUCAAAAACAUGUAGAACUUACAGAUAUGCUGGUGAUGCUUCAAAAGUCUGAAGAAGCAGCUAUGAUCCAAUAUAAAUCUGCAAUAUUUGUGCAACAAACUGAACAGAAGAUAAAAAAUUUACAUAAAUGUUGGAAAAAUCACUUAGAUGGUGAUCAGAAUCUUUCAUUAUAUUCAAAUUCUGUAAAAGAGUACAUACAUUUGUUGGAAAGACAACUUCCAAUUGAGGAAGAAGAUCUGAGACAGGAGAGAGAGAUGAAAACUCCCACAUUUCAGAAUCUUCCUCGUACAGCUUCUUUGUUAAACAUGCCAGUUGUGACAACUUUGUAUUAUUGUUGUUUGUAUCAUUAUAAUUUGCCUGAAAUGUGUUUUGAAGAUAGGUGA